UCAAACAUAAGGAAUGUCUCCAAACGUUUUUAAUUUGUUUGUGUUUCUGCCGCUGGUGCUUGUCGGUCAAUGGAACUGCCUCAUUUUAAAUUAAAUCUUCGCCACGCUUAGGAAACAACAACUUCAAGGUUUGUUGCUUGAAAUUACACAUUGGAUCCAGGCAAUGGAAAGCAUUGCAGAGGCCAAGUGAUGGCAGAGAACUUGAACUCGGAGUCGCUGUUAGAUGCGUUUAGUCGUUUCGCGGUCCAUGGAGACACCAUGGCCAGCGGAAAGGAAAUGAACGGGAAGAACUGGGCCAAACUCUGCAAGGAUUGCAAGAUCAUGGAUGGCAAGAACGUCAACGGAACUGACGUUGACAUCGUCUUCUCCAAAGUCAAGCAGAAGUCAUCCCGUGUGAUCACCUUCAAUGAGUUCUUGCAAGCACUGCAGGAGUUAGCGCCAAAGAGGUUCAAGGGCAAAAGCCACGAGGAGGCCAUCACGGCCAUCUACCAGCUGGUAGAGGCCGGAGAGCCCGGCAAAUUUGGAGUCACGAAGCCUGUAAAAGCUGGGGCUGUCGGACGUCUGACGGACACGUCAUUGUACACGGGGUCGCACAAGGAACGCUUUGACGAGAGCGGACGAGGUCGAGGACGCGAGGGCCGAGAGGACAUCGCCAAAGACUCGGGAUAUGUUAGCUCCUACAAAAAUGAAGGGACGUACGAUGCUAAAAUGAGGGAUGAAAAAUGAAUCCACUGCGUACACACAAUCAGGAAGUAUAAGCAGCCUUCAAGUUUGACCCCCGCCUGUUCAAUGGGUGCUACUUCCAAGUGAAAGAAAAUAAAAACCAUAAUUAAAUACUGUA
Hippocampus zosterae (dwarf seahorse) is the source of this 841-nucleotide messenger RNA. Its product is annotated as tubulin polymerization-promoting protein family member 3-like. The transcript has 4 exons. Gene Ontology annotation, biological process: microtubule polymerization; positive regulation of protein polymerization; microtubule bundle formation. Lineage: Eukaryota; Metazoa; Chordata; Actinopteri; Syngnathiformes; Syngnathidae. The record is from RefSeq and is a predicted model, not a curated record. Gene Ontology annotation, cellular component: microtubule. Gene Ontology annotation, molecular function: tubulin binding. The coding region runs from base 190 to 726 and encodes 178 amino acids.